This is a messenger RNA of Phaedon cochleariae (mustard beetle), 3702 nucleotides long. NCBI's taxonomy places the organism in Eukaryota, Metazoa, Arthropoda, Insecta, Coleoptera, Chrysomelidae. The record is from the annotation of a GenBank genome assembly.
AUGCGCUUCAACAAGCAGGAAUUAGUGACCCUUGCUACUCAACCUUCAACAAAGUUUGAAAAGGAAGGCAUUCUGUUUAUCCGGGAAAGACAAGAAGGAUUUUUCAGGAAGUCAGAAAGGAAGGAAAAGAAAAGACAAAAACAUGAAAAACGACUUCGAAAUCUGAGCUGUGUGGGGGUCGUGAACAAAGUCAGUCUAGAACGAUGGUGUCGCUUGAGAGGCAAUCUCUUGUUCUACUUCAAGAACAGGGACCCGUGGUCAGAGCCAUUAGGGGUAAUCGUACUGGAACAGUGCCAAGUGCGAGUCGAUCCUCCAAUGGCAUCGCCGCCUUUGACCGCCGAUGGACAUUAUCCUUUCUAUCUGGUUUUUGACGGUGGCCUGAGUCAAGCUUUAGCUUCCACCUCUGAUAUUGAACGAUCAAGUUGGAUGGAUGCCAUAAGGCAGGCUAGCUACGAGGGUGUCAGAGCUGAACUGAAUGCUCUGAGACAGUGUAUCGAGAGGAGGAGGAACCAUAAACCGAAUAUCGAUUUGCAUACGUGGAGAUUGCAACAAACCCACGUUUUUGAUAUUACUGAGGUUCCCCUUUGCGAGAUAUCCCUGGCAUGUGAUAAUUUACUCUGUGAUGGUCACGGCAGACCACCGAAUCCUUCCCUAGUGGUCGACGUGUACAUUCCUUCUGCCAAGUUUUGGGUUCAGUACGGAAGAACGGAAAUAAUAGAGAGAUGCAGCAACCCCGGCUUUCUGAGCACCGUCAGUUUUCGUGCUUCAGAUGGGUUGAUGGGCGACACCAGAGUCAGAUUUACCGUUUUCGAUGUUAGAGAGAGGGUGUCACAUACUGCCAUACCAUUGGGUUCAGCUUGUGUCCUACUUAGUGCCAUACAGGAUUCUGCAAGAUUGCGAAUCCCAUUACUGUCAAGGACUCAGGCUACUGCUGGGUUUUUAACUAUUAGCGCUUGGUCUUUGGAGGCCGAAGAUAGAGGUAGCAGCACCGAGCAUACGCCAUGUAGAGUGUCAUCACAUAGUACAUCAUCACAAGUUUGGUCUCACAGGAGAUCUCAAUCGUUACCCCCUAGGUUAGGUGUGAAAAUGAGGCUUCCCAAUCAAGCAGAGCUGAAAUUACUGUUUGCUUCGCCUUACCUACAAACUUAUCGGUUUCAUUCUGGUCUUGGUGGAGAUAUUUGCGUCCACGAGUACAUGGCCGAGAGUCGACUCUGCUUCUCAUUUCCACGGCAAAUUCUAGACAUCUGGAUCCACCAAGAGAAAGAGCUCCUGCAAGAAGUGGCCGGCAUGGGGGAACUCCGCGAGCCAUGGCACUCCCGGCAAGUGGAACUCCUCGACCGCCACCUGCACCUGUUGCGCCUCUACUCGCAGGCGCGGGAGAACCUGCACGCCCACAAGGGCAGCCUGUUCAAGGCCAGCGGUCGCAAGGGCGACAGAAGUUUGGAGUUCGCGCCGAUCAACCUGCACCUGCAGCGCAUGUGGGUGCACAACGACACGCUGAACAAGUCGGGGUUCUACGAUUGGGUGACGGUGGGCGCUUUCACGGCGCAUUCGCACAAGUCGAAGAACGGCGGGUUGAUCAAGCUAGUUCAGCAACUAAAGGAGUCACCUAUCAAGAAUAGCACGAAUUAUCAGAUAACCACAAAGAUUUCAAUGGCAAAUGAUGCAAUACAGGCGAUAAAGCAGCUGAGAAAAGAAGUAGUAGAAGCCAUGCGCACUUUGAUGCGCCUUGCCAAAGAAAAACAGACCAACGGCAUGUUACCCAUAUGCGAAGACAUGAUCAGCAAGACGCGAAUCCUGCUCAGCCUGUGGGACCCUGGACUCGUGGAAGAGGCGCUCAACUUCAUCGAAGAUUACAAACUAGUCGUCAACGAGGACUCCGGCGUGGGCGACGACCUCGGCUCCGAAAACGGGGCGCGCCCCACUCUCGCCCUCUCCCCCUUCAAGCGCAUCACGCAGCAGCUAACGUCGCUCGACCUCAAGAGCCCCGAUCUCGAGGACUUCGCGACGCCGUGCACGCCCAGGGACGUCGCCGACCUGUGGAAUGGGCGGGGCGUGGGCGUGGCUAGGGAAGGAGGCGUGGCCGGGAACCUGUUGAGCACGAGCGAGGGCGUGCGGAGCCUGUGCUCGGAGAUGCGCACUCCGGACGAGGCGGGUUUUGUGCUGUUUCCCGAUUGCGAGGACAGCCACCUAGAGUACUCCUUAGAAAGCUCCACCCUCAACAGCCUCACAAAUACCACCAAUAAUGUCUCCGAACCUAAAAUUCCGGAACCGGAAACCGUUCGAAGGUUCCUCGACACCACCGUCAUGUGCAAUUCACCUUCUGCCAACUACUACAAACCGACAGACGAACCUGAACCGUGGGACAUCACUCAACUCAACAUAGAAGCCAGCGUUAUGUGUCUAGUUAGCAAAGUCAAGUUUCUCUGUGGCAGGUGUAACAGUCCGGCUGUCAGACUAAAGCAAAAUGCUAGGAAUGGGAGAAGGGUGGUCAUAACGGACCAACCUAGCUCCGAUAGUAUCAUCAAUAAGGAGGCUGAAGCUGUGUCAAAAGCUGUGAAUAAGGUCUUGAGGAAUGGUAACAAAUUCACUGACGGCCUGGACCUGAACAAAAUCAACGAUUGGGCCGCCGAACUGCGGCCCAGCAUGCGGAAGUUGCGACAGGCGAUGGACGGACUGCUCAAGACGGCCAGACUCACGCACUCAGUGUUCAGGGUGCAAGAGGACCCGAAGGCCGCCCAGAGGGUGUGCAACGUACGGUACCGGAGGGACGUGUGCUUUGCACAAGCUUUGACAUCGCUCGUCACCGGCCUCAUGACCAAACUCUGGUGCCACAAGCCCGACCCCGCCUUCGUCGCCCAAUCGGCCGCCCUCGGUCCACUAGCCUGUUUCGAGGGCCUGCUCAGCCACUACGGCAACGAGAUCGACAUGUGGGGCGACAUGUCGGUGGCGGUCGAGGAUCUGCGCACCGUGCUGUUCACGCUGGCGCGCAGCCCGAGCCCCGCCUCCGACCCCGCCCCUAGAGUGGGGGGGACGCGGAGCGCGCUCACUGUGAGUUUGCCGGUGCCCGAUGCGGUAUACUGUUUGAUACCGGCGCGGCAAACGGUUUCCUUCCACGUUACGCCGGUGUUCUUCAACAUAGGUAUCAACGAGAUGGCGACGAUAGCGGAGAGCAUCGGCGCCACCAGGCCGCAGGAGCGCGCCAACAUCGACAACUUCGAGCGCCUCAACGAGUACUACCUGCGCUACAGGAAGCUGUGCGCGCCCGAGGGCGGCGCUAGCGGCGGUGGGCGGCCCUCCCCGGGCUGCCCUGCGCCGCAGAUCCGGUCGCUGGGCGAGACGGUGGAGGCGUUGCGCACGAGCGUGCACAGCUCGAGGGCGAAGAACGUGGAGGUGCUGCACUUGGCCGCGCAGAUAUGCAGGCAGAUGAAGGGUAUUAGGUUUACCAGUUGUAAAAGUGCCAAAGAUCGGACGGGCAUGUCAAUUACUCUGGAGGAGUGUCAGAUUUUAGCAGAUGAGUAUCAUCUGGCGGAACACGAAUUUCAAAAGGCAUUAGAUUGUCUGAGAAGCGAGGGAUGUCGAAGAGAGAACACUUUAAAAAAUAUUGGCAUCAGCAAAUACGCUUUCAACACCAUGCAACUCCUGGCGUUUCCAAAAGUUUAUAGGCCACCUCCAGGAACAUAUGGUUCUGCACAAACUUAA